Arabis nemorensis is the source of this 468-nucleotide messenger RNA. NCBI's taxonomy places the organism in Eukaryota, Viridiplantae, Streptophyta, Magnoliopsida, Brassicales, Brassicaceae. The record is from the annotation of a GenBank genome assembly.
AUGUGGUUUGAUCGUGAAUUGUUAUGUUUUGAAGCAUCCAGGCCUUGCAAGGGUUACUACUCAGCCAAUGUUCUUAAAAACGGUCGGAUUUUGGUUAGCAAAAAAGGUUCAGCUUCUGAUGACUCUAUAUGGUUCCUCGAGGUGGAUAGUCCUUUUGUUCGGAGACAAAGUAAAUUGCUGGGAAAAGAGUACCUCGAGCGUGGCUCAAAGGUCCAUUUCUCUGAUAAAACUGGUACGGAGAAAGAAAUCACAGACGGGACCAGCAUUGAAUCCGUGGUCAUGAGAUGCAUUCUUGACAUUAAUGUUCAAGGAGCAAUGCAUGUGAAGGCGAGUUCUCUAUAUGCGAUAUUUAUACUCGUAUGUCCUCCUUUGGUGAAGGAACUUGAAGAUCGACUAUGUGCCAGUGGAACCGAGACAGAGGAGCAGAUUCAAAAGCGGCUUAGAGACGCUGAAGCAGAGAUCACCUAG